UCUGCACACGUAUUCCACAGGAGCGCCUGUAAGGGAAGGCCCAGGGGGAACCUCAGGACGGCCACCAUGUCCCAGGCCACCACCUGCCUCAAGCAGCAGGGGGAUGGCGGGGAGAGCCCCCCACCGCUGCCAUCACCGCCGGCAUCCCCGCUGAUUUUCCCUCUGGAGACGCUGUUCCGACAGGCAGGUGGGGUCACCUACCGCAUCCCGGCUCUGCUCUACGUCCCCCCGGAUGAUUCCUUCCUGGCCUUUGCCGAGAAGCGCUCCUCGCCCCGGGACGAGGAUGCCAAGUACCUGGUGCUGCGGCGGGGCCGCCGUCAGGGCUCCUCUGUCAAGUGGGGUCCCGUGGAGGAGCUGUCGGCGUUGGCGCUGCCCGGCCGCCGCACCAUGAACCCCUGUCCCCUCUACGACGCCGAGAGCGGCACCGUCUUCCUCUUCUGCAUCUGCGUGGAGCAGGGGAAGACGGAGCGGCGCCAGAUCUGGAGCGGGCGCAGCGCGGCGCGUCUCUGCUUCGCCGCCAGCGCGGACGGCGGCCGCGGCUGGAGCGCGUUGCGGGACGUGACGGACGAGGCCAUCGGCGCCGACCUGUCCCGAUGGGCCACCUUCGCCGUGGGGCCGGGCCACGGGAUACAGCUGGACUCGGGGCGGCUGGUGGUGCCGGCCUACACCUACUACGUGCACGGCUGUCUGUGCGGGGCCCUGCGGCUGCCGUGCUUUACCCGCCAGCAUUCCCUCGUCUUCUACAGCGACGACGGCGGGCGCCGCUGGCACAAGGGAGCGCCGCUGGGCGGAGAGCGGACGGGCGAGUGCCAGGUGGCCGAGAUCCGCGGCGCGGAGGGGCCCCUGCUGUACUGCAGCGCCCGGGCGGCGCGGGGCUGCCGGGCCGUGGCGCUCAGCGCGGAUCGCGGGCUGCGCUUCCAGCGGCCGGCGCCGUGCCAGGCGCUGGGGGAGCCGCCGCGGGGCUGCCAGGGCAGCGUGGUCAGCUUCGCCGCGCCCGACGGCGCCGCCGAGGCGCCCACCUGGUUGCUCUACUCCCACCCCACCGACCGGCGCCGCCGGCGCGAUUUGGGCCUCUACGUGAACCCCUCGCCGCUGGACGGGGCGGGCUGGCGGCGCCCGUGGGUGCUGCACGAGGGCCCGGCCGGCUACUCCGACCUGGCCGUCUGCCCCGGCGGCGUCUUUGGGUGCUUGUUCGAGUGCGGCGCCAGCAGCGCCUGCGAGCAAAUCGCCUUCUGCCUCUUCACCCUGGAGCCCUCCGGCCGUCAGAACCUCAAGGCCUCCUAAGAUAGACCCGUUCUAGGCAGCGCGAUCGCUGCUGGACCCGGCGAGCGCGGCAGUGCCGAGACCUCGCCGGGAUAUUUCAAGCGCUCCAGAGGCUCAGCGUCGUGAACCUUUUAUUUAAUUGUGUCUUUUUAAUCGCCUGUCAGAUGUUGACCUGCGGCAGCGGAGGAUCUGCUCGGGGUUGGCCAAGGGGGAUGCCGGCACAGCGUAGGAAAUGCCGCCGCUUCUCCAGAAAUCAGCAGUUUUCAUAUGGUAGCAGCUGAAAAGCAGAAGGUGCCAGCAAGAACAGCUGAUUCCAUGAGGGAAAAGUACCCAAAAAUCUUGGUUUAGUUAUAAUAUUCCAGUUUCUGCAUUCCUGCAGGUGGCAGAGAAUUCCCAGUUUUUACCGCUUUUUAUCCUGUUUUCUUCACUUGCCUGCUUUAGACUGAGUUUCUCCCUGCCUCCUGGGGAAAAGCACUCGAAUCUCAGGGGGUUUGGGGGGAGUGUUGGGGGGUGUUUCAUUCUGCUCCAUAGGGAGCAGGUUGUAGCAUUCCGACAGUGACAGUGACCUCAUCCCCGUACUGCUUGUCAAAUAAAUUUCUCCCAAAACAUGUGAAACGCAGCCACAGGGAACAUCCCAACGGAGCUGACCCUGCCCCCGAAAGAUGCAGGAUGGCCCCAAGCACAGCACCUCCCACUCCAUCUUGGUGCUGUUUUGUGUGUGGAGAGACAGGAUGGGGGCAGACAGGAUUAGUGCAAGGCGGGAUAGGAACAGGCAGGAUGGACAGAAGGUCAAAUGGAGACGGGCGCAGGCAGGAUGGGGGGCAAGAUGGAACGGGGACAGGCAGGAUGGGGCCAGACAAGAGAAGGACAGAAGAGAAAAUAGGGACAGACAGGAGCGGACAGGCAGGAUAAAGCUGAGGGCAGAGCAGGAUGGGGCCAGGACAGUACAGGAAAAGGGGCAGGGACAGCCAGGAUGAGGCUGGGGCAGGACGGGGACAGAGAAGAGGGGCACAAGCAGGGCAGGGACAGAGGGGCAGAUUGGAAUGGGGACAGGGACAAGCAGGACGGGGACCAGCACCACGCCGCCCUCCCCAGCCAGCGUGGCGGAUCCGGGGCACCCCCCACCCUUUUCCCCCCAAAAGGCGGGG
Hirundo rustica (Barn swallow) is the source of this 2411-nucleotide messenger RNA. It is a transcript of the gene NEU3, whose product is annotated as neuraminidase 3. Gene Ontology annotation, cellular component: lysosome; cytoplasm; membrane. The transcript is spliced from 4 exons. Gene Ontology annotation, biological process: ganglioside catabolic process; oligosaccharide catabolic process. Gene Ontology annotation, molecular function: exo-alpha-sialidase activity. The coding region runs from base 67 to 1284 and encodes 405 amino acids. The record is from RefSeq and is a predicted model, not a curated record. Lineage: Eukaryota; Metazoa; Chordata; Aves; Passeriformes; Hirundinidae.